AUGCUUUUUGCUGUAAAAGAGAACAGAUUUGUUGCUGAAAAUAAGGAAAAAGAGGAAGAAUGGCCAGAAUAUAUAGCAUAAAACUUCGAAUAGCAAGAAAAAGAUAAAGGAAAGCUUCCAGAAAACAAUUAAACUAUUAAAGAACAUUCAAGUAAUGCUGGAGAUGAUAAACAAAAAGAAUUUGGUCCAAAAGAUCAAUCAAACUAAGAAUUAAAGGAAUUUAAUUUGCCAGAAAUCAAUAAAAAGAAAGGAAUUCUUUAGCCUCCAUUAGAUUCUAUUGAGGAAAUUGUUCAACCUUAAAAUGAAGAUUCAAUGUUAAAGGAGGAAUAAAGACAAUUAUAAUCUAAAGAAGAUAAAAAAUAAACUGAUCAUAAAAGUGAGGAAGAAAAUGAGAAAUCAGGCCCAAAGUCAUCUUCAAAGGAAAAUGGAUUUCUUAAUAUGAACAAAAAAUUACAUGAUAGUUAACCAAUUAUUGAGGAAGAUAUGAAUGAAGAUGGGGAAUAUUAUGAUGAAGAUGGAUAAGAUUAAAUUGCUAAAGUAAUUGAUAAGAGAGCUUUAAGUAGACAUCACGAAUAUUUAAGAUAUUUACAUUUUAGCUAUUGA
This is a messenger RNA of Stylonychia lemnae, 603 nucleotides long. The record is from the annotation of a GenBank genome assembly. NCBI's taxonomy places the organism in Eukaryota, Ciliophora, Spirotrichea, Sporadotrichida, Oxytrichidae.